Molecule: messenger RNA, 2631 nt
Organism: Penicillium riverlandense
Lineage: Eukaryota; Fungi; Ascomycota; Eurotiomycetes; Eurotiales; Aspergillaceae
Product: Zn(II)2Cys6 transcription factor
Exons: 3
Coding region: 1-2631 (876 amino acids)
Biological process (GO): DNA-templated transcription; regulation of DNA-templated transcription
Molecular function (GO): zinc ion binding; DNA-binding transcription factor activity, RNA polymerase II-specific; DNA binding
Source: RefSeq, a predicted model, not a curated record
AUGACAAGAGAAGGCCCGCUCCGUCACGCUCCGGGUGAAGGCGUGGCCUCGCAGCGCGAACUGCCGCCGGCCCCGCCAGAACGCGAAAACGUCCUUGCCACCUCGAAUCCCCCUUCCAUCGCCUCAACACAAACUGCGAGAACAGCCAAUGACAGCACGAGAGGCCAAGCGGCGUCGAAUGCGAAAGUAGCGAUCCCUCGUCAGCGUGCCGGUAUCGCCCCGCGAUUCAAUCGUCGGGUACCCCGCGCCUGCGAAUCGUGCAGACAGCGCAAGACAAAAUGCAGUGGUGAUACUCCGGUUUGUCGACAAUGUCGCGAGUUGAGGGUCACUUGUCAGUACCCCGUGGGUUGGAAGGAGAGAACCAAAAAGCAGGUAGAAAGGCUGUCGGAGAAAGCGGCAGACUAUGAGAAUCUCUUGAAGGACUUGGGAAGCAUGGUCGAAACCAAGGCCGCUGAGCGGAUCAAGAUUUUGUUGGAUAAGGUGCAAUUUUCCGUCCCUCCGCGUCCAAAGUCCUAUACUAACAAGAAACAGUACGGCUCGGAACCGGAUUACUCUUCAAACAGCAACCCGUCUCAUUCGGUCACCCCCCAAGACGUCAUGGACGCAGCAGGAGACGAACCUUCUUCCCCGUCAUCCAUCGGAUCCCUGGAGGCCAUCGACCGGGUAGAAGAGGACCUGAACAGAGAUGAAAACACCCGAGCGACGGGUUACCUGGGCAAAAAUUCGGAGAUCACUUGGAUGCAGCGGGUGCAGCAAGAGGCAGAGCAACGUGCCCAAGGCAAAUCAGGCAGGAAGUCGCCUACCAAAACCGACCAGAACCCAGACGGUGAUUUUACUCUGCAUACAGUCAACUACCAUCUGGAUGACAUGGACAUCUCUGCUCCUGGACCGGUGCAAACAUAUUACAUGCCGCCUCGCCAGCUGGCGGAUCAGUUGUUUGAGGAUUAUUUGAACACUGUCCAUCCAUUCUUCCCCAUCAUCAAUCGGCCAUUAUUCUGGGCGCAAUACCAGACCUUCUAUGAUUCUGCUGCUCGUCCCGGUGACAAGUGGCUGGCCAUCCUGAAUAUGAUCUUUGCUAUUUCUGCAAAACAUGCUCACCUCAUGGAUGCGCCGUGGCGUGGAGAUUCCCACGACCAUCUGGUGUAUUUGACUCGAGCACGGAUUCUCAGCAUGAAUGGCGAUGUCCUUUUCAGUCAUCCUGAUCUCCAACAGGUUCAGGUCGAGGGUUUGAUUGCUUUCUAUCUGCUCUCAUCUGAUCAGAUUAACCGGGCAUGGAGGAUCUCGGCUUUGGCGGUGCGAUCUGCAAUCACACUUGGUAUCAAUAUGAAGAAUAGCAGCACCUCGACCCCGAACGUUUCCAAGGAGGCUCGCUAUCGGGUCUGGUGGUGUCUGUACACAUUCGAACACACCUUGGGCAUCAUGACCGGCCGUGCCACAUGUAUUCAGGAUGGCGUGUGUACCUCGCCGUUACCACUGCCCUUCGACGAAGAUCAACUAGACGAGCCAGCAGCUGCCGAAGUUCUCAAUGACUCGACUCUUCGUGAUGAUCGCAUCAACAGCGUGAUGGCCAGUUCGUGGAUUCGACACAUGCCGCUCAACCCGGCAAAUGGUAGAGAGGCCACUAAAGAACGAUCCCCGGAAUCCGGGUGGCUUCUGAAUCUCCCGGUAUCUCUCGGGCUUGUCUACCUCUAUUAUUGCGAUCUGACAGUGGUCGCUCAAGAGAUCGUCAACAGGGUAUAUUCUGUGGAUUGCGUGAUGGUCCCAUGGCCGCAGAUGGAGAAUCGGAUCGGUGAACUGAAAGCCAGAAUCGAUUUGUGGUAUUCUCUUCUCCCUCCCGCUCUUGACUUCACCCGCAAGGAGGAUGAAGGCGCGGAUCUUCUUCGUGGGAAACUGUCCCUGGCCUUCCAUUACUACAGCGCUCGCAUCUCGCUUGGACGUCCCUGCCUCUGCCAGCGCGACGCGGCCCAGAAAAGUCCCACCCAAAAACCGACUUUCAGCCACGAAAUGGCCGUGAUUAGUCUCGAGUCUGCCACACGCAUGCUUGACCUCAUCCCCGAUGAGCCGAACGCCGUCCAGCUGUACCAGAUCUGCCCGUGGUGGUGCAUUCUGCAUUACCUCAUGCAGGCGGCAACGGUACUACUUCUGGAGCUAUCAUUCGCCUGCAUUCAUGUGCCCAGCGAAGAAGCGAACUUCAUCCAGAUGGCCAAAAAAUCCAUCCGGUGGCUUUACGCCAUGUCUCACCAGAGCGUCGCUUCCCGCCGUGCAUGGCAGCUCUGUGACGUCGGUCUGCGAAGACUGGCCGUGGGAAUGAAACUGGAUGUCAGCGAUAUGCCCUCGGACAAGUAUCAAACCGAACUCGAAAUCCCCCAGAACGCCACUCGAUCGGAAGAUAUCAGCCAUCAGCAGCCGCCUCCUCAAUCUGGUGAUUUCUGGGGUCCGCAUGUGGAGUCUCAGAUGCCCAUGGAGCAGGACUAUUUGACCUACCCCGCCAUGUCAACAUCGGAGCUGUUGUCCUCGCUGACUACCGAGGCGCAGUCUGGCGGUAGUUAUUUCCCCUAUGACCCCAUCGGCGGGGAGUUUAUCCGGUCUUUCUUCCCUGACAGUACCGAGGAUGGACACAACUGGCAAUGA